This is a messenger RNA of Procambarus clarkii (red swamp crayfish), 1712 nucleotides long. The record is from RefSeq and is a predicted model, not a curated record. Lineage: Eukaryota; Metazoa; Arthropoda; Malacostraca; Decapoda; Cambaridae.
UUACGUCACCAUUCUAAAGGACGUGAACAAUGCUGGGCUAGCAAGGGGCAUUAACCAGGUACAGGAAGGACUAGACAAAGCAGUUAAGCGUAAAAAGUUCUCUAAAUUUGUUGCCGACGAAUACAUGUCUAACUUGGAGCCCACCACUUCUUAUGAUGGCUUAAGAAACUGUGACAUGGUAAUUGAAGCGGUGUUUGAAGAUCUGGCCAUCAAGCACCGUGUGAUUAAGGAGGUGGAAGCCCAUAUUCCUGAUCACUGCAUCUUUGCCUCCAACACUUCAGCUCUCCCUAUAACCGAUAUUGCAGCAGGCAGCAAACGCCCAGAGAAGGUGAUAGGCAUGCACUACUUCUCCCCCGUGGACAAGAUGCAGCUGUUGGAGAUUAUCACGACAGAGAAGACCUCCCAGGACACCACAGCUGCUGCAGUCGACGUGGGACUCAAGCAAGGCAAAGUUGUAAUUGUAGUUAAGGAUGGGCCAGGAUUUUACACUACAAGAAUUUUGAGCGUCAUGCUGGAUACUGGCAUACUGCUGUUCCAAGAAGGUGUAGAUCCCAAAAGGAUGGACAAAGUUUCAAAAGCUUUUGGUUGGCCUGUGGGUACUGCAACACUGCUUGAUGAAGUUGGAUGUGAUGUUGGCUUGCAUGUGGCAAACCACCUUGUUAAAGUGCUGGGUGGUUCCAGAGCUGGUGACAUCAAUGUUCUGAAGGAUAUGGUAGCUGCUGGAUUCCUUGGCCGUAAAGCAGGUAAAGGUGUCUACGUAUACGAACCGGGAGUGAAGGAACGAAACGUCAACGAAGGGGCGCUGCAGAUCCUGAAGAAUUAUAGUGUUGCCCCCAAGCUUCCUUUGACGGAUGAAGCAAUCCAGAUGCGCAUGGCCAGCCAGUUCAUCAAUGAAGCAAUCCUUUGCCUACAGGAAGGUAUCCUGAACAACCCGCUUGAGGGCGACAUUGGUGCUGUUUUCGGCUUGGGCUUCCCUCCAUUCUCUGGUGGACCAUUCCGCUUUGUUGACACCUAUGGAGCAGACAAAUUAGUGGCCAAAAUGAGAGAAUAUGAAGCAGCAUAUGGAGCAUCGUACACACCCUGCCAGUUGCUGCUUGAUCAUGCUGCAGACCCAUCAAAGAAGUUCUUCAAAUAAAUUACCUUAAUUACCUGCUAAAUAUUUGAAGGCAAACUGAAAAUUUCAGCGUCUUACCUAAUUUUAAGGGUAAAAGGAAAAGUCAGACUUCCAACUUGAUCUGCUCUAUCAUAUUAUAAAUUAAAAUACCUAUUUGUAAUACAAGUACAGUACCCCUGUACUGUAUAUUUUAGAAAUAUUGUAACUGUAGGCACAUAGUCAUAACACUUGUUCAUAUUUGUACACAGUUUAGUUGAUCUUAGCCAUACAGUAUUUGAUAUUUUUCAUCUUGUAGCGUGCAGAGUAAGACCUCUUCCUGGUGACUAUAAGGAUGCAACCGGUGUGUGUUCUGUGCCGUGCAUGAAACAUUUAAUAGUGUAUAUUUGUAAAUAUGGCAGAGGUCUUAUCUUUUUACAAGUUGAUAAUGGAUAAUGAGUCAUGCACGGGCAUAGAGUUAAUCAAUGCAACAUUUUAGGUUAGUGUUUUUGUAAAAUACAUGUAAUUGUUUAAUGAAUGUAGUUAAAGAAGGCAGUUUAAUUACAUGUCCUGAAGUUUCAUGGUACAGUACAUGAAUUUGUUAUAAAGAAACUGUUCAUAA